AUGGCGGGUAACACUCUAUCAGGUCAGUCUCGGUCCGAGAAGCACAACUCCAUCGUUCCAUCCGACCCUGAGAACAUCUCUGGAACGCAAGAUGGAGUUUUCUCGCCCGCACAGGAAGAGGUGUAUCCGGAGGGAGGCACGCAGGCAUGGUUCGCAGUUACCGGCUCCUUCUUGGUUUACUUCGCAUCCUUUGGCGUCGUGAACAGCUUCGGUUUCUUCCAGACUUUUUACCAGCAAGAAUAUCUGAAGAAUUACUCGCCGACCGCCAUCUCCUUCAUUGGCACGCUGCAAAUCACGCUGAUGUACCUCUCGGGCUCGGUCGCUGGAGCACUGUUUGAUCUUUACGGUCCCAAGUGGCUCUACCUGUUCGCCGCGAUCGGGGGCGCUGGCUCUAUGCUUGCAACAUCUUUCACUCAGCCCAACGCGAUUUGGCAGCAGUUCUUGGCUCAAUCUCUCCUUUUUGGCCUCACUGUUGCCUACGGAGUUCAGCCGGCUCUCACCGUAACAGGGCAAUAUUUCCACCGAAAGCGUGCCAUGGCCAUGGGCAUUGUGGCAUCUGGCAGCAGCCUGGGCGGGGUUUGCCUCCCGAUCAUGUUUUCGAGACUCGUCCCCCAGAUUGGCUUUGCAUGGGCACUCCGUGUUGGCGCCGUGAUUCUGCUGACCUGUUACGGUUUGGCCAUAGUUGUGUCCUCUUCAAAGCAGCCAAAGAGGAAGCUGAAAUCUCUCGGAAGCUUGCUUGAUUACAGGGGCUUCUUAGAUAUACGCUACUCAUGUCUCUCGGCUGGAGCGGUCAUCGCAAGCCUGGGCGUGUAUGUCCCAUUUUACUACUUAGGUGAGUCUUAG
Molecule: messenger RNA, 843 nt
Organism: Colletotrichum siamense
Lineage: Eukaryota; Fungi; Ascomycota; Sordariomycetes; Glomerellales; Glomerellaceae
Product: Fujikurins efflux protein
Exons: 3
Coding region: 1-843 (280 amino acids)
Biological process (GO): transmembrane transport
Cellular component (GO): fungal-type vacuole membrane
Molecular function (GO): transmembrane transporter activity
Source: RefSeq, a predicted model, not a curated record